Anisakis simplex (herring worm) is the source of this 1566-nucleotide messenger RNA. NCBI's taxonomy places the organism in Eukaryota, Metazoa, Nematoda, Chromadorea, Rhabditida, Anisakidae. The record is from the annotation of a GenBank genome assembly.
AUGAUCAGUUCAUGCAUUGCAGUAAAAGCAUCAUAUUCAAGCGUUAGAUCUGGUAUUAUUCGACUAACGCCUGAUUCAGUGCAAUGCAGAUUAUAUUGUCGUGGUGCGAAUUGUAAGUACUGCACUUCAAAAUAUUGGAAAGCAAGUGAGCAAGCAAUUCAGGGCAUUUACUCAUCAUGGUCAGCUUUGAGUUUUUCGUUCCAUAAUUUCAAGAUAACCGACAAAAUUAUUGCGAUGGCUAGACCAACAGUGCACACUUUCAGUGAAUACAAUCUCAUCGAACAACUCAAAAAAAUGCACAUUCGAACAGUCAUCAAUAUGCAAACAGCCGGCGAGCACGCAUUCUGUGGUCCUGCACUUUUGCCGUGUGGAUUCACGUAUGAUCCAGAGAUAUUAAUGAGGAAUAAAAGGGGGGGGUGGGGGGUAACGGCGGCGUGCCAGAUCAUCAAAAUGGGUAAUGGAGCACCCGAGCGUGAGAACUACUGUUAUAAAGGAUGCUUCAAUUUCGCCAGUUGUGAUGCCAACAUUUUUUCAGUAUAUUUCUACAAUUUUGAUUGGCCUGAUUUCGGUGUGCUUGGAUUGGAAUUACUUUUGAACGUUGUUAAAGUGAUGCAGUUCGCGAUUGAAGAAGGCUGUGUUGCAGUACACUGUCACGCAGGACUUGGACGAACUGGUGUUAUUGUGGCAUCGUACCUUGUUUGGAGGUAUCAUUUAUCGCCUGAUGAAGCCAUAAGCUUCGUUAGAAAAAAACGGUUACUUGGAAAGCCUUUUCUUUCACCACGUUCGGUGCAAAGUUCGGUACAGAUUGGCCUCAUUAAUGCAUUUUGGGAUUUCCUUGUGAACGAUGCGCAAGUGAUCCCUCGACAUGGAACGAUGUCACUGAAUGAUUACCUUCAGAUUCAAGAAAAAGUCCUUUGUAAUUCAGAGGCACGUCGUUACAGUCAUAUCCCUAAAAUUGUACAUCACAUUCGCAUAGUUUUGCUGAAAGAUAUUUUCGCGGCUUCGAAAAGUGAUGAAUCGAAGAUUCAGGAAGCAUCAAACAUUCUUCAGCCAUGUGCUUCGCACUGUGAGAUCGCGCACAGUGAAUACUCCAAAUAUUUUGGAUUGAAGAGGAAAAUUUCAUCAACCGAAGUUGCAAAGCAGUUGUGCAGCUUGUUGAAGCAUCCAAAUGACGAUGAAAUGGACUGUGAACUUGAGAAGAGUUUAAAGAGUGCUGAAUUCAAUAUGGUCAAUGCAAAAGCAUUCAUUGAGGAGAAUAUGCGCGAAGAUAUUCAUUACAUACUUUAUGCGCUUCAUCGAUUCAUGCAAUCACUCAAAAAACCAAUCGCAUCUCAGCAUAAUAUCAUUCGUUCAUUUUCUACGUUUGCUAAUACUCAUGUCGAGGCUUGGCAGUGUCUCUUCUACGUUUUGCUUGAUUUAAUGUCGAUUAUAUGUCGCGAAAACUGCAACUCUGCUGCACAAUUAUUGGCGUUAUGGUAUACUGGUGAAAAUACUCCCGAAUUGAGUGAUCAAAUUGAAUCGUACUUGCAAAAGUUAGUAUAUUCCACGGUUUUAUCCAAUAAAUAA